AUGCCCAAGGCGACGACCCCUACAGCGAGCCGCGGCUCCCGCCGUCACAACCCCCUCGAGGACGAUAUUCUUGCCACGGGCAUUCUACGUAACAAGCCUAGCAAGAAGGGAUCCAAGAAUGACGACGAUGACGAGGGCCACGAGGGAUUUGUCGACUCGAAGGCGUCUAAGAAUAUUCUCCGCAUCGGCCGUGAGCUAGCCGAAGAAGAGAAUGCUGAGCGCGCCGGCGCUGUCGCCCCUCCCACAGUUGACAAUUUUGGUUACGACUCUCGCUUUGGUGACUUUGACGACGAGGCCAAGGUGUAUGGCGAUGACGAUGAAGCUUGGGGCGACGAGGAGGAAGAGGUAGAGGAAAUUGAGGUGGACCCUAAUGACUUGGACACAUACCGGAAAUUCAUGCCGGACGAGGAGGACGACCUACUCAAGCACGGUUGGGACCGUCAGCCCACUGGCGACGAACAGAUCGAAGAACCCACCAACCUGGCCGACCUCAUCCUCCAAAAAAUUGCGCAGCACGAAGCUCAGCAGGAGCGUGGCGACGUUGCCCCUCCACCGGAUGAUUAUGAGAUCCCCCCCAAGGUUGUCGAAGUCUACACCAAGAUCGGUGAAAUUCUCUCCCGCUACAAGUCCGGUCCCCUGCCCAAGCCUUUCAAGAUUCUGCCCACGAUCCCCCAUUGGGAAGACAUUAUCGACAUUACCAAGCCCGAGAAAUGGACGGCGAAUGCCACGUACCAAGCGACUCGCAUUUUCGUCUCCGCCAAGCCCCACGUCGUCCAGAGAUUCCUCGAAAUGGUCGUCCUCGAAAAGGUCCGCGAAGAUAUUUAUGAGAACAAGAAGCUCAACGUCCACCUUUUCAACUCUCUCAAGAAGGGUCUCUACAAGCCCUCGGCCUUCUUCAAGGGCUUCCUCUUCCCGCUCGUGGGCAGCGGAACCUGCACCAUCCGCGAGGCGCACAUCAUCUCAGCCGUCCUCGCCAGGGUCUCCAUCCCAGUUCUCCACUCCGCCGCGGCCAUCAAGGGACUCUGCGACAUUGCCGCCCAGGAAGCCUCCCAGAACAGCGAGGGCGGCGGCGCCACCAACCUGUUCCUCAAGACGCUCCUCGAGAAGAAGUACGCGCUGCCCUACCAGGCCAUCGACGCCCUCGUCUUCCACUUCCUCCGCUUCCGUAGCGUUGACCCGGCGUCGGUACAAGAGGACGAGGCCAUGGCUGGCGUGUCCGGCGACGUGCGGACCAAGCUGCCCGUCAUCUGGCACCAGGGACUUCUCGUGUUUGCCCAGCGAUACAAAGGUGACAUCACUGAAGACCAGCGCGAAGCCCUUCUGGAUCUUCUCCUGACACACGGACACUCCGCCAUUGGUCCUGAGGUCAGACGAGAACUUCUAGCCGGAAGAGGUCGCGGCGUGCCGUUAGAGCCUCAGGGCGAUGCUCUGGAUGGUGACGACACCAUGCUGAUUGAUUAG
This is a messenger RNA of Cordyceps fumosorosea ARSEF 2679, 1461 nucleotides long. RefSeq names its product bystin. NCBI's taxonomy places the organism in Eukaryota, Fungi, Ascomycota, Sordariomycetes, Hypocreales, Cordycipitaceae. The transcript has 2 exons. Gene Ontology annotation, cellular component: nucleolus; cytoplasm; preribosome, small subunit precursor. The record is from RefSeq and is a predicted model, not a curated record. Gene Ontology annotation, biological process: rRNA processing. The coding region runs from base 1 to 1461 and encodes 486 amino acids. Gene Ontology annotation, molecular function: snoRNA binding.